GUGUCCCAGAAAGAUUUUCCUUUUACUUUAACUCCUGUUGUUUGUUUUCAGGCACGUGACUCCUUUAAUCCAGUGACUGUCAGGUCGAUCAUAUCCAUGUUUGACCGUGAGAACAAGGCCGGCGUGAACUUCAGCGAGUUCACGGGUGUGUGGAAGUACAUCACGGACUGGCAGAACGUCUUCCGCACGUACGACCGGGACAACUCCGGGAUGAUCGACAAGAACGAGCUGAAGCAGGCCCUUUCAGGUUUCGGCUACCGACUCUCUGACCAGUUCCACGACAUCCUCAUUCGAAAGUUCGACAGGCAGGGACGGGGGCAGAUCGCCUUCGACGACUUCAUCCAGGGCUGCAUCGUCCUGCAGAGGUUGACGGAUAUAUUCAGACGUUAUGACACGGAUCAGGAUGGCUGGAUUCAGGUGUCGUACGAACAGUACCUGUCCAUGGUCUUCAGUAUCGUAUGACCCUGGCCUCUCAUGAAGAGCAGCAUGACAUGGCAAGAGCCGAAACGCCAAAGUUCCUGCCUGUGAGGGAAUGGAACCCAGAUGCAGUUAGAUGCUGUUCUUCCUUUAGAUUUUACCAUGUGGGGACCCAACUGUACAUAUGUGGAUAAGGUGAUUAGUGUUUUCCAACUGUGAUAGUAGCUGCAUCAUAAUGCAGACAUUGGGUUUGGUGACUGUCUCAUUGUGCCAUGAGGUAAAUGUAAUGUUUGAGGCAUUCUGCUUGCAAAAAAAUCUAUCAUGUGCUUUUCUAGAUGUCUCUGGUUCUAUAGUGGAAAUGCUUUUAUUAACCAAUAGGAAUUUUAAAACAAUAUGGAACUUGCACAAAAGGCUUUUCAUGUGCCUUACUUUUUUAAAAAGGAGUUUAUUGUAUUCAUUGGUAUAUGCGACGUAAGCAAUAAAGGGAAUGUUAGACCUGU
Messenger RNA from Chlorocebus sabaeus (green monkey), 917 nucleotides. The record is from RefSeq and is a predicted model, not a curated record. NCBI's taxonomy places the organism in Eukaryota, Metazoa, Chordata, Mammalia, Primates, Cercopithecidae.